AUGUGUAAGCACAUAACGGUUGCAUUAUGUCUUACCCUGUUGGUAAUUCCUACGUUAUCAAAGUACCGAAGGCCAGUAAUCAAGUACCCAAAAGAUACGCUGUUCUGGGCGACAGAUUUCUUUGUUAAAGGAUGCAGGAAUUUCCUUGACGACUGCCCACCUAGUUAUAAAUAUCAAGUUAUUUGCGCAAGAAAUUACAAUGACGAUUUCAAAAUAUUCAAUAAUUACUGCGAAAUGCAGUACGAGAAUUGUAAUACUUGGCGAAACUGGCGAGUCUUCAAACGUGAAAGGUGU
Molecule: messenger RNA, 294 nt
Organism: Iphiclides podalirius (scarce swallowtail)
Lineage: Eukaryota; Metazoa; Arthropoda; Insecta; Lepidoptera; Papilionidae
Source: the annotation of a GenBank genome assembly